This is a messenger RNA of Saccharomycopsis crataegensis, 357 nucleotides long. RefSeq lists its product as uncharacterized. The coding region runs from base 1 to 357 and encodes 118 amino acids. The transcript is spliced from 2 exons. The record is from RefSeq and is a predicted model, not a curated record. Lineage: Eukaryota; Fungi; Ascomycota; Saccharomycetes; Ascoideales; Saccharomycopsidaceae.
AUGGCCCUCAGAAACUGGAUAAGAAGUACCAUCUCUUCAAGAUCUCCUGAGUAUUUACAAAAGACCGCCGAAGUCGAUGCUGCUCUCGACAACGCUGACCACCAAAAUAUAGUGCCGAUGACGGAGACUCUCGAUAACAUCAAGCAAAAACCAGCCCGGCUUGAAGGGGUCACAGAAAUCCCCGACUCUUCAGCGUAUGUCGCUAAUCUUGCCACCACUCCAGCGUUGGCUGCCGUCAAUGGGAUGAUCUCCUCUUUCCCCAUCCCCAAGAUCUUUACUUCAAACGCCAUUCCAUUGUUGAUGUAUAUGAGAGACAAUAACCAAGCAGAGAAACAGAAGGCUGGCUCUUCUUCUUAA